Oreochromis aureus is the source of this 1122-nucleotide messenger RNA. Its product is annotated as adenosine receptor A1. Gene Ontology annotation, biological process: G protein-coupled adenosine receptor signaling pathway. Gene Ontology annotation, cellular component: dendrite; membrane; synapse. The record is from RefSeq and is a predicted model, not a curated record. The transcript is spliced from 3 exons. Bases 102 to 1064 code for a protein of 320 amino acids. Lineage: Eukaryota; Metazoa; Chordata; Actinopteri; Cichliformes; Cichlidae. Gene Ontology annotation, molecular function: G protein-coupled adenosine receptor activity.
UGGUGAUGCAGGGUAUCCAGUCCUGUCCAGAGCUUGAAUGACAUUCUGAGGUUCAGUUCUUCACCAUGCCACCAUGAGCAUAAGCUCCACUCACUGUGAAAAUGGCGCAAAUAGGAAAUUCCUCCAGUCAGCACAUGGAUAUGAUGUACAUCUCCAUUGAGACCACUAUUGCUCUGGCCUCUGUGGUGGGGAAUGUACUGGUGGUGCUGGUGGUGUAUGAAAACCGGGCUCUCCGCAGCGCAACCUUCUGCUUCAUUGUGUCUCUGGCCAUGGCUGACAUCGCUGUGGGACUUUUGGUCAUCCCUCUAGCUAUUGUUAUCAGUGUGGGAUAUUACACUCAGUUCUACACAUGCCUCUUCCUGUCUUGCCUGAUUCUGAUGAUCACCCAGAGCUCCAUCUUUUCCCUACUGGCAAUAGCCAUCGACAGAUAUCUGCGAGUCAAAAUUCCUACCAGGUACAGCAUCAUAGUGACUAAUGGGCGAGCGUUCAUGGCAAGUUGUCUCUGUUGGAUUCUUUCCUUCCUCACUGGAUUGGUUCCGAUGACUGGCUGGAAUAACCAGGAUACCAUAAACCGCAGCAACUCCAGUGAGAUUUGCUGCCAAUUCACCGCUGUUAUAAGGAUGGACUAUAUGGUAUACUUUAAUUUCUUUGUCUGUGUGGCACCACCACUGCUGAUAAUGAUCACUCUGUAUGUGGAGAUCUUUAGGGUCAUACGGAAGCAACUUAACCGCCGUGCUGAGGCCACCUGUGAUGGAGACAAGUACUUCCGGAAGGAGCUGAAACUAGCCAAAUCGUUGGCCUUGGUGGUGUUUCUCUUUGCUUUGUGCUGGCUCCCAAUACAUAUCAUGAACUGCAUCACUUUAUUUUGCCCAAAUUGUAUCAAUCCGAUAGCCUCAAAGGUAGGGAUUUUCAUGUCCCAUGUAAACUCGGCUCUUAACCCGCUGGUUUAUGCAUUCAAGAUGAAGCAUUUCCGUGCCACACUCAUCCAGAUCAUUCGCCGUUGCAUGUUAUGUAAACCCGUAGAAGCAACCGCAUACCCUACAAGCACAGUAGUCCUAAGUUAGAGAGUGAAUGUAAGUGUAUAAAAAGGACUGCAAUAUUUCUGUGUUCUUGGCUUCCAGU